Messenger RNA from Erigeron canadensis, 1985 nucleotides. Its product is annotated as auxin transporter-like protein 2. Lineage: Eukaryota; Viridiplantae; Streptophyta; Magnoliopsida; Asterales; Asteraceae. The coding region runs from base 265 to 1704 and encodes 479 amino acids. The transcript is spliced from 9 exons. The record is from RefSeq and is a predicted model, not a curated record. Gene Ontology annotation, cellular component: plasma membrane.
UGGAGCAGCAGCUGCUUCUUGGAUUAUACUCCAUUAGCCGACGACCUCUUUUGCUAGCUGUUCCUUUAUAGUACGAGUAUUAGUUUGGCAUUCAAACAAUUAUUAUAUAUUGAUCAUAUAUACAACACACACAGUCCAAAAUAUUAAUUAAGCUCACAAAUCCCCCUCCCUGCUAGCUGGUGGAUAUAUAAUUUGUACGUAUAGCUAGAUGGAGGCUUGAUAAGAUCUAGCUGUUUCUAAACAAAAAAAAAAAGAAAAAAGAAAAUGUCGGGUCUGAAGCAAUCAUCAGGGGCAGAGGAGUCAAUAUUAUCAUCAAAUAAUAAUAAUGGAGGAGGAGGAAAAGAAGAAGAACAGGAGGAGGGUCAUCAGUCUGUUUUCUCCAUGAAAAAUGCCUUGUGGCAUGGAGGUUCUUCUUGGGAUGCUUGGUUUAGUUGCUCGUCUAAUCAGGUGGCACAAGUGCUGUUAACACUACCAUACUCAUUCUCUCAGCUGGGAAUGGUGUCAGGGCUGGUGCUUCAAGUCUUCUAUGGGCUUCUCGGCAGUUGGACUGCUUAUCUCAUCAGCCUCCUCUACAUCGAGUACAGAACCCGAAAAGAGAAACAAGGUGCCAACUUCAACAACCAUGUCAUUCAGUGGUUUGAAGUUCUUGAUGGAUUAUUGGGACCUUAUUGGAAAGCAAUAGGACUGGCUUUCAACUGCACUUUUCUUCUGUUUGGAUCUGUGAUACAACUCAUAGCUUGUGCAAGUAACAUAUACUACAUAAACGACAAUUUGGACAAGAGGACAUGGACAUACAUAUUUGGAGCCUGCUGUGCAACCACGGUGUUCAUCCCGUCUUUCCACAACUACAGAAUUUGGUCUUUUCUUGGUCUUGGGAUGACCACUUACACUGCUUGGUACAUGACUGCUGCUGCCUUGAUUCAUGGCCAGGUUGACGAUGUUCAACACUCUGGUCCUAAGAAACUGGUGCUUUAUUUCACGGGCGCCACCAAUAUAUUAUACACAUUCGGUGGUCAUGCUGUCACCGUGGAAAUUAUGCAUGCAAUGUGGAAACCUCGGAAAUUUAAGUACAUUUACUUGAUUGCCACACUCUAUGUUUUUACAUUAACGCUUCCAUCAUCUUCGGCCGUGUAUUGGGCGUUUGGGGAUGAGCUUCUUAACCAUUCCAACGCCUUCUCCCUUCUUCCCAAGACCCGGUGGCGUGAUGCCGCUGUCAUUCUGAUGCUUAUUCAUCAGUUCAUUACAUUUGGAUUUGCAUGCACACCGUUGUAUUUUGUAUGGGAGAAGCUGAUAGGGAUGCACGAUACCAAGAGUAUAUUUAUACGGGCGCUGGCAAGGCUGCCGGUGGUGAUACCAAUAUGGUUCCUGGCCAUCAUUUUCCCCUUCUUCGGACCUAUUAACUCCGCAGUUGGUGCACUCUUGGUCAGCUUCACAGUUUAUAUCAUCCCUGCUCUUGCCCAUAUGCUUGUCUAUAGAAACGCCUCUUCUCGCCAGAAUGCAGCCGAGAAGCCUCCCCGUUUCCUGCCGAGUUGGUCAGCCAUGUACGCAAUCAACAUGUUUAUUGUUGUUUGGGUUCUGGUUGUUGGGUUCGGAUUUGGUGGAUGGGCUAGUGUGACCAAUUUUGUAAGACAAGUUGAUACGUUUGGGUUAUUUGCCAAAUGCUACCAAUGCAAGCCUCCCGUACCACCCCCACAACACCACUGAGUUGACUCGGAGUCAAAGUGACCGGGUUUUCCUCAUUUUGCAUUGUACAUGGAUGGAAUAUACUGAUAUAGCAUCAAAUUUUAAAACAUUCUCUAGCUCCCUCCCUACAUGUGAUGCGUGUUGGCGUGAUUCUUAGUUUUCUCUAGAUUUUUUUUGGGAGGUUUUUUGGUUUAUAAUUGCUUUUUUUUCGUCUUUCUAUUUCUUCAUUAGUAGUUUAGAGAUAGUGUGUUGAAUUGGAAUGAUUCCUUUGCUAGAAGAAAAGCAUACCCUCGGUUAAACUA